This is a messenger RNA of Bombyx mandarina (wild silkworm), 3660 nucleotides long. RefSeq names its product Dipeptidyl peptidase 10 (gene Dpp10). Gene Ontology annotation, biological process: proteolysis. Gene Ontology annotation, cellular component: plasma membrane. Lineage: Eukaryota; Metazoa; Arthropoda; Insecta; Lepidoptera; Bombycidae. Gene Ontology annotation, molecular function: serine-type peptidase activity; dipeptidyl-peptidase activity. The record is from RefSeq and is a predicted model, not a curated record.
UUGAGCCCCAACAAACCAAUCGAAAAAUUCGGUAAAAUCGAAUUAAAGGCGAAUACAAGAAAAAAAAACCUAACCACACAAAUUUCUCUCACCUCACUACGAAUUGAAGUUUCUAAUGUGCCGGUCUUAAAGAUUUAUUCGGGGUGUUCCAUUUUAAAAAUGGAACUAGGUUGUGAGUGCACAGGAUCGGGUAGCGAAUGAGGGAUAAUAUUAAAAAUAGGCUGUUUGCACGCUGUAAGGGUCAGAUUUGAAAAUUAAAAGAAGUGCCAAGAUGAGUGGCCCGUGCCACCAAUCUAUGUGACGACUGGAACUGACUGUUCGCUAUAGACACGUGCGCGUGUGACGGUGACUUGCAUACAAAAUUCCCCCGAAGAAAACCGUUACGAUGGCCGAUCCGGACGCCUUUGAUGACGAGAAGCUGGUUGUGGGUGGUCCGAACCAGCGCAACUGGCGCGGCAUCCUGAUCGCAUUACUGGUCAUCGUGGCUGUCCUCGCCCUCAUAGUCACUUCCGUGGUGCUUCUGACUCCUCCUGAUGAAGGCCCGAGGGUCAAAGGCCGGAGAUUCCGCAUCCAAGACUUGCUGAACAAUGAAUUGGAACCGAUCAGAUGGAACGGGACGUGGAUAUCGGGUGACGAGUUUUUGUACCGCGACGCAUGGGGCGGUAUCAGUUUGAUGUUCGCAGCCAAUCAGACCUCGAAGACGCUGAUGCCAAAUUCAACAUUUAGGGUACUAGAACCGGCAACGUUCACCGUAUCCGCUGACAGACGGUUCCUGCUACUCGCUCAGAAUAUUCGAAAACUCCACCGACACUCCUACAUCGCUAGAUACACUGUCUACGACAUACUGACCACUGAAGCGUAUCCCCUCACGCCGCUGCCGGAUGAAGUGGGAGGCGUUCUCACCGAGGGCCCUGCUCUUCUCUUAGCCACGUGGACUCCUAAGGGUCACGGGUUGAUCACCGUGAAAGACUACGAUAUAUACUACCGCCCGGCGCCGAGGUCUUCCACUGGGUAUCGGGUUACGGAUACCGGCGUACCCGGUACCAUUCACAACGGUGUACCCGAUUGGCUGUACGAAGAAGAAAUUUUGGACAGUCGAACAGCACUGUGGAUGUCUGCUGAUGGCCACAUGGUAUUGUAUGCAACCUUCAACGACAGCCUCGUUCAUGAGCAGAAGUUCCCCUGGUACGGCGCUGCGCUGGACACGGAUGACCCUGAAAAGACAUAUCCAGAAAUCAAGAGCGUGAGAUACCCGAAGCCGGGUACCAACAACCCAACAUUUACUUUAACAGUGGCGGAUAUCGCAGACCCUAAACACAUAAGGACCAGACACUUGACGCCACCCAAAGUUAUACUAGAACAAGGAGAUUACUACUUCACAAGCGCGCAAUGGGUGUCGUUGACUGAGGUAUGCGUUGUUUGGCUCACGAGGGUCCAGAAUCUGUCUGUCGUAUCAGUCUGCAAGAUCCCGAUGUGGUUCUGUCAGGAGGUAUACCGAAUAUCGUCAAGCAAUGAAGGCUGGGUCGAAUCCGCACCAGCACCAUUGUGGUCUGCAGGAGGAGGCGCUCUGGUAACGCUUGCCCCAGUAAGAGACGGCCCGGCUGGUCUCUUCAGACACAUCGUGAGGACUGAACACAAUUCACACGGACCAAGGGCGUUACCUCUGACUCAUGGUAGCUUCGACGUCGUGAAAUUAUUAGCAUGGGAUCAUGCGAACCAGCACAUAUAUUACCUCGGCAUACCAGAAGGCAAACCAGGGCAACAGCAUUUAUACAGGGUAUCGUCUGAAGCGCCCAGACCAGGCUCACCGCAAAAACUGCCUUACUGCGUCACUUGCAAUUCACAGCCUUCUCCGUCAAUAAGUUUGGAGUAUUACGGUAAUUUGGCGUCAUCAGGAGAAAGUAAUUGGGACAACGAUUGGGACGAAGAGCUGCCAACCACUUCACCUUCGCCCACUAAAAAGAAGAAAAGGCGACAUCCAGAGGGUGUGCCGCAGAACUUGCCUUGCUUAUAUCACGAGGCACACUUCAGUCCAACGGCGGCGUAUUUCGUGCUGGAGUGCCUCGGUCCGGGCGUACCGACGUCGAGCCUCCACAAGACCGCGCUUCCGGAACCAAGACUCGUCAUGCACUUGGAAAACAACACGGUUGUGAAGGGUGUGCCGCAGAACUUGCCUUGCUUAUAUCACGAGGCACACUUCAGUCCAACGGCGGCGUAUUUCGUGCUGGAGUGCCUCGGUCCGGGCGUACCGACGUCGAGCCUCCACAAGACCGCGCUUCCGGAACCAAGACUCGUCAUGCACUUGGAAAACAACACGGUUGUGAAGGAGCGACUGUCGUUGAUAGCGCUGCCCACACCGAGAACGUUCUCGGUUCAUUUGUCCAGCGGACACCAAGCCCGGGUACGCCUGCUUCUACCACCGGGUCUUAGAGAAGACGAAGUUACCAAGUACCCUCUGGUGCUAAAAGUGCACGGAGCUCCAGGUAGCCAGCUUGUGACAGAGCGCUGGGCUGUUGACUGGGGGUCAUUGGCCGCUGGUGCCGGAGCCAUUGUGGCUACAGUUGACGCCAGAGGGGCUGGCGGCAGAGGCUUAGGAGCUCACCAUGCUCUGCAUAGAAGACUGGGGACCGUAGAGUUGCAAGAUCAACUGGAAGUGGCUGAGUAUCUUCGCGACUCCCUGCACUUCAUAGACGCCCGUCGAGUGGCGGUGUGGGGGCGGUCGCACGGCGGAUUCCUGGCGACAAUGGCCCUCGCGAGCACGCCCAGCGUCUUCCACUGCGGCAUCGCCGUCACGCCUAUCGUGCGCUGGCGCUACUACGCGUCAGCAUACGCUGAACGUUAUAUGGGCUUUCCAAACGCAACGGGCAACUACAGAGGCUACGCUGAAGCUGACGUCACCAAGCAAGCGGCGGCUUUACACGACAAGAUGCUGCUGCUAGUGCACGGCACGGCAGACGACAGUGUCCAUAUACAGCAGACUAUGGCAUUGGCAAGGUCAUUGGCUGAACAAGGCAGCAUGUUCCGGCAGCAGAUUUACCCGGAUGAAGGUCACAGCUUGGAAGGCGUGAAACAUCACUUAUACCGCACGAUGUCUUCGUUCCUCGACGACUGCUUCAGGAAGCAGGUUCCUCCCGAGACCAAGGCGGGACUCAGGAACGGCGGAAACCUUGACUGAGAUACGUGGAAAGACGAGGAGUUGUGCUCUUGGUAAAAAUCACACCGUCGUCAGAAACAGAGUUUUGGUAGUUAAAAUAAAAAAAAAAGGGGAAAGGUAAAAUUUUCAUUGAUCUUCACGAGAUUAUAACGGAAUUAAUGAAAAUGAUUUGAAAAAUUUGAACAGUUUAGUCUCGUGUCUAAUUCCGUUUUGGAUUUUAUCUAAUAAAGUUUCUAAAACUACCAAAUAGUACAAUGUUUUGCCAUAUCUUUGAACAAAAAAAAAACCUUCUAACAUUAUGCAUGUUUGUACAUAGCACAAAAUUUUGUCUUAUAUAUCAAACUUGAUUGCACCUUUUAAAGUAUUUAGGAAUGAUUAAUAUACAACUAAUGUCUUCAUUUUAAUACCUACUACUCUUCUUUUAAUAUUCAAUACAUUAUUAACUAGUCGAAGAUAUGUAUAAUUAUUUAAAGUUGAGACUUACAAAACAUAUAUGUUAAAUAAGA